Molecule: messenger RNA, 1256 nt
Organism: Aptenodytes forsteri (emperor penguin)
Lineage: Eukaryota; Metazoa; Chordata; Aves; Sphenisciformes; Spheniscidae
Gene: HLF
Product: HLF, PAR bZIP transcription factor
Exons: 3
Coding region: 133-765 (210 amino acids)
Biological process (GO): regulation of transcription by RNA polymerase II
Cellular component (GO): nucleus
Molecular function (GO): DNA-binding transcription factor activity, RNA polymerase II-specific; RNA polymerase II cis-regulatory region sequence-specific DNA binding
Source: RefSeq, a predicted model, not a curated record
AAAGAAAAAGACAAAGAGAAGAAGUUAGAUGAUGACAGCACCGGUACCACAGUCCCUCAGUCAGCUUUCUUGGGCCCAACAUUAUGGGACAAGACACUGCCAUACGAUGGAGACACUUUCCAGUUGGAAUACAUGGACCUGGAAGAAUUCCUCUCGGAAAAUGGCAUUCCACCCAGCCCAAACCAGCACGAGCACAGCCCGCACCAGUCAGGUCUCCAGCAAGCUACCUCAGCAUCACCUUCUGUCAUGGACCUCAGCAGCAGGGCUUCUACUUCAGUCCAUCCAGGCAUGGUGUCGCAGAACUGCAUGCAGAGCCCAGUCAGACCAGGUCAGAUCCUGCCAGCAAACCGAAACACACCAAGUCCCAUUGAUCCUGAGACUAUCCAAGUUCCUGUUGGCUACGAACCUGACCCUGCAGAUCUUGCUCUUUCCAGUAUUCCUGGCCAGGAGAUGUUUGACCCUCGUAAGCGCAAAUUCUCUGAAGAAGAGCUGAAACCACAGCCGAUGAUUAAGAAAGCUCGCAAAGUCUUCAUUCCAGAUGACCUGAAGGAUGACAAAUACUGGGCAAGGCGUAGAAAGAACAACAUGGCUGCGAAGCGAUCGAGGGAUGCCCGCCGGCUGAAGGAGAACCAGAUCGCCAUCCGCGCCUCGUUUCUGGAGAAGGAGAACUCGGCUCUCCGCCAAGAGGUGGCCGACUUACGGAAAGAGCUGGGCAAAUGCAAGAACGUCCUUGCAAAGUACGAAGCUCGACACGGCCCCCUGUAAAUUCAAGGGGGGGAGUGGGUUUUUUUUCUUUUUUCUUUUUUUUUUUUUUUUUUUUGUUGCGGGUUGGCAUUUGAAUAGAUGGACAAUGUGUUUCCUGUUUGAUAGCACCACACCCAAACCAACCUUUCUGUCUUCAGCACUUUACCAGAAGCAGAAACAAAACUGACUUGCGUUACUUUUUUUGUUUGCGUAUGCGUGUACCUGCGUAUGUGUGCACAUGUGUGUUCACACGUCUGUAUAUGUGUGUGCGCGCGCUUGUGUGUGUGUGUGCAUGUGCGCGCGCGUGUGUGCGUGCGCACGCAUCUCAGCACUUCCCAUUUUUAUGAAGCCCUCUUCAAAGGGUGCCACAUUUUUACCUGGACUGUUGAGAACCGCCAUAGUAAGCUUUUUAUUAUAUUUUUUCAGUGCUGCUUCAGAGUAGGGUUUUUAUGUUAUUGUAACCAGUUCCAUCCUCCUGAUUUACUUGGAAAGAUCCCAGUAUAAAUUAUAAA